Ilex paraguariensis (yerba mate) is the source of this 957-nucleotide messenger RNA. Lineage: Eukaryota; Viridiplantae; Streptophyta; Magnoliopsida; Aquifoliales; Aquifoliaceae. The record is from the annotation of a GenBank genome assembly.
AUGGUCAAAAAUAACAGUCAGGCUUCUUGGACAUUCAGGAAUAUCUUCUAUCAAAUUCAUUCUAUCCUUUAUGGUUUGGACUAUCAAAUUCAGCAUUCUUAUCAUGAGGGUAACACUGUGGCAGACUCAUUGGCAAACCAGGGAGCUUUAACUAAAGUCUCUUCAACCUACUCGUCUCCAGAUAGUCUACCCACUGCCACUAGACUUCUGAUGUUGCAGGAUAGAAGGCAAAUCAGAAAUUUAAGACUUAGACUGAAGAGGACAGAUCAGAUUUCAAAAUCAAUGUCUGAGCCUUUGGUAUUCUUGGGUCUUCAUUUGGUGUCUGAUCUUGGUUCUGCUUCGUCUGUUGGAAUUCCACAGGAGGUUUCUGCUGUUCUGUGCUACAAAAGAGAAUUUCAUAGGACGAUUACUAUGCAAGUCUUUGGGAAUUUAGGCUUACGCUGGUCGUCCUUCUCUUGCUGCACUCUUUUUCGCUUCAUUGCUACUAUGAAGGCUUUAGGAUGGUUCCUCAUUUUCUACACGGGAAGGAAAAGGCAGGUUAUUCUCGGAUGGGAUUCUACUGACCCUCAGUCAGACUCUAUUGCUGAAAAUGAAAAGGUUUGUUCAGAGGAUUGGUUCUUUGGUACAAGACUCUGUUCAGAUUCUUUCCCUGCCGCCUUUGCAUUUUCAAGGCGCCUCCUCACCUGCUUAUCGGAUCUGACUCGGCCUAUCAAAUUUGCCUUUCCAUCUGGCCUUAUCAGAUGGUCUCUUAGCUCGAUGGCUGCCAUGUUUAUUGCUUAUUUUAGCUCAGCUCACAACUCAAGGCUUAUCAGUCCUCUCCUUCUUUUAGCUGGUUCUUCUCAGCUCAGUCAUUUAGCUCAGGCUAUUGGUUCUCUCGGCUCCAAGUAUCAGCUCAAUUACACUCUCUUGCAGCUGGUUUUUGAUGCUGCCUACACCUCAGUUGCAUUUUCUGGCUGA